Molecule: messenger RNA, 735 nt
Organism: Menidia menidia (Atlantic silverside)
Lineage: Eukaryota; Metazoa; Chordata; Actinopteri; Atheriniformes; Atherinopsidae
Source: the annotation of a GenBank genome assembly
AUCUUCAUCUCCAUCCCUCUGGUGACCUUCGUCUACGUGUUCGCCAACAUCGCCUACGUCACCGCCAUGAGUCCCCAGGAGCUGCUGGCCUCCAACGCCGUUGCCGUGACGUUUGGGGAGAAGCUCCUGGGAGUCAUGUCCUGGAUCAUGCCCAUCUCUGUGGCUCUGUCCACCUUCGGGGGGGUCAACGGGUCCCUGUUCACCUCCUCGCGGCUGUUCUUCGCCGGGGCGAGGGAGGGACACCUGCCCAGCCUGCUGGCCAUGAUCCACUGCCUGUCCACCCUGCUGAUGCUGUGCACCAGCGACAUGUACACGCUCAUCAACUACGUGGGCUUCAUCAACUACCUCUUCUACGGAGUCACUGUUGCCGGGCAGAUCGUGCUCCGCAUCCGGCAGCCCGACAUCCACCGGCCAAUCAAGGUCAGCCUGCUGUGGCCGGUUAUUUACCUCGUUUUCUGGGCCUUCCUGCUCAUCUUCUCUCUUUACUCGGAGCCCGUGGUGUGCGGCAUCGGCCUCGCCAUCAUGCUGACCGGCGUCCCCGUCUAUUUCCUGGGCGUCUACUGGGACAACAAGCCCCAGUGCAUCAACACCUUUGUCGACAAAAUGACCUACCUGGGCCAGAAGAUGUGCGUGGUGGUUUAUCCGGCUGAGACCGGCAGCGGGGGGGCAGCGGACGAGGGCGAGGAGAUGAAGGAGGCGCGGUCCCCUCUGUCCAAGGAGGGCGGGGACUGCUGA